This is a messenger RNA of Asparagus officinalis (garden asparagus), 681 nucleotides long. Its product is annotated as probable glutathione S-transferase. Gene Ontology annotation, cellular component: cytoplasm. The transcript is spliced from 2 exons. The record is from RefSeq and is a predicted model, not a curated record. Gene Ontology annotation, biological process: glutathione metabolic process. Bases 1 to 681 code for a protein of 226 amino acids. Gene Ontology annotation, molecular function: glutathione transferase activity. Lineage: Eukaryota; Viridiplantae; Streptophyta; Magnoliopsida; Asparagales; Asparagaceae.
AUGGCUAAGGAAGUAAAGCUUGUGAGAUAUCGCACAAGCCCUUUCAGUCUCAGAGAAGAGCUUGCUUUGGAGCUCAAGGGAGUUCCCUAUGAUUGCCUGGAUCUUGAGGAUGUUCCAGACAAAAAUGCUGUGUUUCUUGAGUAUAAUCCUAUAUACAAGAAGAUCCCUGUACUUGUGCACAAGGGAAAAUACGUAGCUGAAUCCCUCAUAAUACUUGAAUACAUCGAAGACACAUGGGGUGCAUAUCCUCUACUCCCCAAGGAUCCAUAUGAAAGGGCCUGUGUGCGUCAUUUGGCCAACUUCAUUGAUGACAAGUGCAUUCCUACAUUCCGGAAGGCAUUUUGGGGCGAUGGCGAUAUGCAGAAAACCUCGAUGGAACAGUCAAAAGAAUAUCUAAGCAUUCUACAAAAAGAACUUAAAAAUAAAAAAUUCUUCGGAGGAAAUUACAUCGGGUUUCUUGACAUUGCUGCAGCCUAUAUUGCUCUAUGGGUUGGAGUUCUUCAAGAAGUAGCUGGAGUAAACCUGUUCAAUAGAGAAGAUCAUCCCAUUUUAUGGAAAUGGUCUCAAGAGUUUUUGAACUCUAAAGUCGCGAAGAAAAUCUUGCCUGAGAGAGAAAAACUUGUUGCAUUUUUCAAUGGCCGGAAAGAGAUCAUGAAGGAUUCUAUUAAGACUGUGAUCUGA